Orbicella faveolata is the source of this 2593-nucleotide messenger RNA. RefSeq names its product adenine DNA glycosylase-like. Gene Ontology annotation, cellular component: nucleus. Lineage: Eukaryota; Metazoa; Cnidaria; Anthozoa; Scleractinia; Merulinidae. Gene Ontology annotation, molecular function: adenine/guanine mispair binding; 4 iron, 4 sulfur cluster binding; 8-oxo-7,8-dihydroguanine DNA N-glycosylase activity. Gene Ontology annotation, biological process: base-excision repair; mismatch repair. The record is from RefSeq and is a predicted model, not a curated record.
AAAAGGUGUUUCUAAACGUAAUUUCUUCUGUUUUAACCGCUCCAAAAGCGUAAAUACGUCUUUAUUAGGUUAUACUUGUGUUUUCUGGUUCUUAACGUCGGCGAUGGACAGCCCGAGCCCGAGUCCGGAGAAGAAAAGGUAAUAAAUUCACUGAAAUUCUGUUGCUUAUUUGGACAAUUAAUUAACGCAGGAUAUUAAACCUAAAGCGGUGACUAGUGACGACAUUCGUCACUAUUCGCCACUUUUCGCGACUGUUCGCCACUAUUCGCACUAUUCGGGACUAUUCGCUAUUCAGGUUUUCCAGACACCCAACGCUAAGCUUAUCAUCAACUGGAAGUUAACCCGCGGCGUAGCGAAUUUGAAAAGUUGACAGUUCAGAUCCUUUUCAGCUCACUGCACGGGUGGGUGUACUCGUCACGCGAUCUUGUUCGUGAACGGAGAAAAGCCUGUUGGGUGACUAGCCCAAAGUCUUCGUGAGGAGGCUCCUCUAUCCUGUAUUGUAAAUAUUUUUGUGUGCAUGCAUUCAGUGGUCUUCAGUGAGCGUAUGAUGAGUGAAACCUUUAUCAAAAGAAAUUAGUAAUUAAAGAUAAUACCAAAAGUGCCGAUUUUCGCGAUCGAAUCCGCGAGUAGUCCUCCGCGGCCGUUUAUUGGGAUGUCACGCAGAGCGUUGCGUGACAUCCCAAAAAAACCGGCUGUGCAGGAGACUAAUCCGCGAGCUACAGACUCGCGAGAUGAGCGAAGCGUAAAAUUGGUCCCCAAUCCUACUCCACGCAUCUAUAUGCCUUGCAAGGUACAAUUUGAGCUAGUUUGGCUCUAAUAUUUGGUAGAAGUAUGAACAAGAAGACGAAAUUGAAGCCGCAAAGUGAGGACCAUGUUGGAUCAAAGGAACACACGCACGACUUCACAAAUGGCGAAAUAGUGCAAACUCGCGCCGAACUGCUGGCUUGGUAUGACAAAAACCACAGAAAGCUUCCUUGGAGGGAGCGAGUGUCUCAAACGGAUCCAAACAAGCGCGCAUACGCUGUAUGGGUCUCUGAGAUCAUGCUGCAACAAACACAGGUCGCUACUGUUAAGGAUUAUUACACUCGCUGGAUGGAGAAAUGGCCGACUGUUGAACACUUGUCACGUGCGAGUUUGGAGGAAGUGAACGAGAUGUGGUCUGGACUUGGUUAUUAUUCGCGGGCAAAGAGACUCCACGAGGGAGCGAAGAAGGUUAUUGAGGAAAUGAGUGGAAACAUCCCUUCCACGGCAACUGACCUCUUGAAGCAGCUUCCAGGGGUUGGAAGAUACACUGCUGGUGCCAUUGCUUCUAUUGCAUUUGGUGAGUGCACAGGAGUAGUUGAUGGAAAUGUGAUAAGAGUUUUGUCAAGACUCUGCAGCAUUGGAGCUUUGAGCUCCAGUAAUCAAGCUGUGGAAAAGUUUUGGGAACUUGCUAACAAGCUUGUUCCUGAAGACAGACCAGGAGAUUUUAAUCAGGCUUUAAUGGAAUUUGGCGCAACUUUGUGUACACCACAGUCUCCACAGUGUCAUGCUUGCCCUCUGCAAAAACAUUGCAGUGCACUAAAGCAAGUGGAGGAACACAAAGUAUCAGCUUCCAUGCUGCUAAGUGGGAAAGGCAUUAAAUCUGCCGACAGUGGUGUAAGGGAUGAUACGGUUACAGAUAUUGAAGAAUGCAAGCUUUGCCUGCCAUCUACAUUGUGGAAUGCUUCCCUUGGAGUAUGUAAUUACCCACAUAAAGCUAAAAAGAAACAACCAAAAGAAGAAACUCUGGCUGUUGUUGUUUUAGAAAGAGUGUCAGAGCUUGGAUCUCACUUUCUUAUUGUUCAGAGGCCAAAAACAGGUCUACUAGCUGGUCUGUGGGAGUUUCCUAACACAACUGUAGAAUCCAGCUUGCCAGGAACUGGAAUGUUCACAGCUCUGGGUAAUUUCUUAGAAAGUGAACUGGGGAUAACUCUGGAACAGAAAAAGAAUGUAGAAAGCAUAGGGGAGGUUUCUCACCACUUUUCACACAUUCAUCACAAGUAUGUUGUAUAUGCUUACAAGUACACUGGACAUGAAACUUUAGAUGAAACCACACAUGAAAACAGGGAAAUGAAGUGGAUACCAAGGGAUGAUGUAGAUAAAGCUGCUCUUUCUACAGCCAUGAGGAAAGUGUUCAGUGCUUUUGAAAACUACAGUCAUGGUAAAAAUGAAAAACAGCCUGCUAAAGUAGACAGGAAAAGAAAGAGGGCAGAUCCUCAUGAUGGAAGAAAGCAAAUGGUUUUAGAUGCAUUUUUCAAACCAAAGAAUUGACAGCUAGAGUUGAUAACUUUUAUAUGACUUUCCAUAUUUUGACGUGUGAUCUUUGUACAUAAUGCAAUGUACAUAUACAUACAUAUGGGGUGUCAAUAGUUUAUUCAGUGGAAAGUUGAACCACACAAAUUUACAGUUAUACCAGAUCAGACUUUAAGCUACACACUAGCCAUGGCUACAGCUACAACGAUUGUUCUUGUAUUUAAUCCCGAGGUUCCAGUUUGCUGAAUUGUUGUUUUAUUUUUUGUAACGUUUCAUAUCUAGCUAUCUAUAACGGUUUAUAGUAGGAAGCUGACCCGGG